GUUCCUCCAGUUGACAACUGAGGAAAAGGUACAGAGAAGUUAAGUGAUUUAUUUGUCUAAAGACACUACUAGUGGUUGCUGAGCUGUUUUCUUAUUGCUGUUUUGAGUCCGAACCCGGUAUUCUCUGCUUUGCAUCCGGAUUGCUGGCUCUCUUUCUUGUUGACUAAGAGGGUUAGGGAUUGGGCAUCUAUUGCCUUUUUUUUUUUUUAAUAAAUUUAUUUAUUUAUUUAUUUAUUAUUUAUUUUUGGCUGUGUUGGGUCUUCGUUUCUGUGCGAGGGCUUUCUCCAGUUGUGGCGAGUGGGGGCCACUCUUCAUCACGGUGCGCGGGCCUCUCACUGUCGCGGUCUCUCUUGUUGCGGAGCACAGGCUCCAGACGCGCAGGCUCAGUAGUUGUGGCACACGGGCUUAGUUGCUCCGCAGCAUGUGGGAUCUUCCCAGACCAGGGGUCGAACCCGUGACCCCCGCACUGGCAGGCGGACUCUCAACCACUGCGCCACCAGGGAAGCCCUCUAUUGCCUUUUUAAGUCUGGAGUAUCCCAGUAGGGCGAUGAAGGUGAUGUAAUCAAGUCUUCGUUAAAUCUGUAGAUACCGUUUUCUUCUUACUCCGAGUCGUGUAUUCACUGGGUGUUUUUAUAGAGGUGCCUUUGGGUUGUCAAGCUGUAUUCUAGGUACUAGAGUUACAGCAGCAAACAAAAAUACCCCCCCCCCUUACGUUCUAGUGAGGGUAGACAGACAAUAAACAAAUAUAUAGUGAGACAGAUGGUGAUCAGAGGUAAGAAGAAGUAUGAAGCAAGGCACAGCAGCCACACAGAAAAGAUGGGAGAGGAGGCCAAUGAUGACAAGAAGCCAACUACUAAAUUUGAACUAGAGCGAGAAACAGAACUUCGCUUUGAGGUGGAGGCCUCUCAGUCAGUUCAGUUGGAGCUGCUCACUGGCAUGGCAGAAAUCUUUGGCACAGAGCUGACCCGAAACAAGAAAUUCACCUUUGAUGCUGGUGCCAAGGUGGCUGUUUUCACUUGGCAUGGCUGUGCUCUACAGCUCAGUGGCCGCACCGAGGUGGCGUAUGUCUCCAAGGACACCCCUAUGUUGCUUUAUCUCAACACUCAUACAGCCUUGGAGCAGAUGCGGAGGCAGGCGGAGAAGGAAGAAGAGCGAGGGCCCCGGGUGAUGGUAGUGGGCCCCACUGAUGUGGGCAAGUCCACAGUGUGCCGUCUCCUGCUCAACUACGCAGUGCGUUUGGGCCGCCGGCCCACUUACGUGGAGUUGGAUGUGGGCCAGGGCUCUGUGUCCAUCCCUGGUACCAUGGGGGCCCUCUACAUUGAGCGGCCAGCAGAUGUUGAAGAGGGAUUCUCUAUCCAGGCCCCUCUGGUGUAUCAUUUUGGCUCCACCACUCCUGGCACCAAUAUCAAGCUUUAUAAUAAGAUUACAUCUCGUUUAGCAGAUGUGUUCAACCAAAGGUGUGAAGUGAACCGAAGGGCCUCUGUGAGUGGCUGUGUCAUUAACACCUGUGGCUGGGUCAAGGGCUCUGGUUACCAGGCACUGGUGCAUGCAGCCUCAGCCUUCGAGGUGGAUGUAGUUGUGGUUCUGGAUCAAGAACGACUGUACAAUGAACUGAAACGGGACCUACCUCACUUUGUACGCACUGUGCUGCUCCCUAAAUCCGGGGGUGUGGUUGAGCGCUCCAAGGACUUCCGGCGGGAAUGUAGGGAUGAGCGUAUCCGUGAGUAUUUCUAUGGAUUCCGGGGCUGUUUCUAUCCCCAUGCCUUCAAUGUCAAAUUUUCAGAUGUGAAAAUCUACAAAGUUGGGGCACCCACCAUCCCAGACUCCUGUCUGCCUUUGGGCAUGUCUCAGGAGGACAAUCAGCUCAAGCUAGUCCCCGUCACCCCUGGCCGAGAUAUGGUGCACCACCUCCUGAGUGUCAGCACUGCUGAGGGCACAGAGGAGAACCUUUCUGAGACAAGUGUGGCUGGCUUCAUCGUGGUGACCAGUGUGGACCUAGAGCAUCAGGUGUUUACUGUUCUCUCUCCAGCCCCCCGCCCACUGCCUAAGAACUUCCUUCUCAUCAUGGAUAUCCGGUUCAUGGAUCUUAAGUAGAGAUGAGCAGGAAGCCUUGCUGCCUGGGGCGUAGAGAUCUUGGCCAUCACCUAAGGCACAUGGGCUGAGGUAUGAGGAUCUCUUGAGGCCAGGCUGACCUGUAUAUGGUGGACUACUCGGAAGCGUAUAUUCUACCUCUUAAAACAGGUGUUGGUAACCUAACUCUUCUGAUCUUGAACCAGAAGGAAAACCAUGAGAAUAUGAUUGGUUUCUUAGAUCAGCUGAGUUGCCACUUUGAAUGAUCUGAGUUCCAGAGAAGUCCCAUUUUUUUCACUCUGCUACUAUGUGGACUAAUUUAUUACUGCUUUAUAUUCUGUAUAUAGUACUUGUUAUCUUGUUUGUCCAGGAUGAGAGAGCGAAUUCAAAGGACUCCUUCCAAUAAAGUUCUUACUUGGGAAAAAAAAAAAAACUAUUUUAAUAAACAUUU
Molecule: messenger RNA, 2521 nt
Organism: Balaenoptera acutorostrata (minke whale)
Lineage: Eukaryota; Metazoa; Chordata; Mammalia; Artiodactyla; Balaenopteridae
Gene: CLP1
Product: cleavage factor polyribonucleotide kinase subunit 1
Exons: 3
Coding region: 760-2094 (444 amino acids)
Biological process (GO): tRNA splicing, via endonucleolytic cleavage and ligation
Cellular component (GO): mRNA cleavage factor complex; nucleus
Molecular function (GO): polynucleotide 5'-hydroxyl-kinase activity
Source: RefSeq, a predicted model, not a curated record